Ruditapes philippinarum (Manila clam) is the source of this 2426-nucleotide messenger RNA. RefSeq lists its product as uncharacterized. The transcript is spliced from 8 exons. Bases 483 to 2186 code for a protein of 567 amino acids. The record is from RefSeq and is a predicted model, not a curated record. Lineage: Eukaryota; Metazoa; Mollusca; Bivalvia; Venerida; Veneridae.
CACAUUUUCCCAUCUAAUUCUGCCAUGGAAACAGAAGAUGCUUCCAGUGUAAGUGACGAUGAUACGGACAUAUCUCAGCUCUCUUCAAUAGUUUCUUCCGAGAGUUCUGAAUCUAUGGAUGAAUGGGAAGAUAUUGCUGAAGAAAGUGUUUUAGAAGAACCAACACUUCCAAAUGUUGAAAAUAUUCAAGACAUCCCUCAUGGUUAUACAAUUUGUUGGGACAAUGUUGGGAAGCAAGUGAAGGCCCGUCAUCAGACUCGCAACCAUGGAAACAAGUAUUUAAGUUGGGCACUUGCAUAUGUAGCAAAAACCGUGUACAAAGCAGCCACCUUAUUGAUAAAACUGUUAUACCGGCAACCGCUGUACCUUUGGAGAAGUAUUUUCUAGAAGAAGCCGAGAUUUUAAAGAUAAAGGACGCAUUAAUAAAUAGUGUGAUAGAGAUAUUAGUGAACCACGUUCCUCUUUUGUCUCAUCUCAAAACAAUGGUGACAGAAGAAGACCAUAAAUACAUAGAAGAAAGUAAACGAAAAAGUGAAAUAUUUAACAUAGGUGUUCUGCAAGAAAAUCCAUCUACAACAGCAGGAGUUAUAAACAUUUUAGAUAUGUUACACCGCUAUGUUCCCCAAAAUGAAGCUGACGGUACCCUAUAUCCAAUUAUUACAUGGGGAGAUGGAUUGUCAUGCGAACGUCAUGCUGAUGCACAAAACGCACGUGCCAAUGGAGCGACUCCACGUGAACGGCUAGAGGGACUGGAACCGUCACCACAGGAAUUUCAUAAGCGUAUGAUUUUAAUGCAGGAAACAAUGGAUACCUUGUUUGAUGGUAGAAGUGCACAGGAUAAAGGAACUCUCUUCUACCUCAAAAAUGUCUUUAAUCAGCGGUCUGUUUCAAAGACUGUUGCGGAGAGCUUUAACUACGUGAGCGACUUUCUUAAUUUUGUAACAAAGGGAUAUGUUCUUCUGUUUGGUAUGGACCAUCUAAAUAUGGAGAAUUUGGAUGACGAUAUUGCAUUGUUUGAUGGCAUGGAUGACAGCGAGCAGAGACAACAAUUGAAAAGCACAGCGAAGGAAAUAGUAGAGAAAGUAUGGUGUGGAACAACAAAGAUAGAAUCAAAUUUGGAGGAGUUAGCGGAAGAAGGGUUAUGUCACUGUAAAGAAGACUUAGACGAUUUCGAUGAACCUAUGAUUGAAUGUCAGAACAAUGACUGUGAAAAAGGCCAUUGGUUCCAUUACGUGUGCGUAGGAAUCGAUGAAGACAACAUACCUUCAGAUUGGUUCUGUUCGGAGGAAUGUCGGAAUGAUGUAAUUCACUACAAAUACUGUAUUUGCAAGAAAUACAUUAAAGAUGAGCCCAUGAUAGAAUGUUCGUAUCCAAAUUGUGAAGGACAAUGGUUUCAUGGUUGUUGCUUCGGAAUGACUGAGGACCAGUUUCCAGACACGAAAACAAGCUGGUAUUGUUCCAAAACGUGCAAGACUAAAGAUCGAGGGAAGAAACGGAAGAAGACACGUGAAGAAGAAGAAGGGCUCGAUAGAAAGUUCGAGUAUACGAAGAUAUUAGUAUGGAGAGGACUGAAUGAUAUGAUUAGAAGAAAGGCAGUUAGAUCUAAUAAUGGAGAGAUGAUGGUGUUAUUUUGGAAAAUGGACCUUCCAUUGUUUCAUAAUGGAAACCACACCAAGUAUUUCAUUCUAGGCCAUCGACUAAUUACAGCUCUAAACGGUUGGCUACCAGAGGGAUUGAGGUUUGACCUAACAUGGAAUAGGACUGUUAACCUGCACGGUGGCCGAAAUAGAAAUGAUGAAAUGGACUUGGUUAAUGAAUUUCUAAAUAGGGAAUUCAAAGAUAGUAUAAAGACGGCCGGAUCUAAAUAUUCAAAGGAAACUUUGGAUAGGCACGGAAGGCUUGCUGGUGGUCUCGGGACAGCCAUUCAGGAAAUAUAUAGUUCUUUGGUUGGUGGAUCUGGAGAAGGAAUCCAUACUAGAAAAGAAGACAGAAGACAAGAAGACCUCCGUCUUUUUACUCAUUUGCUUAGGCCAGAAAAACUGACUGUAAAAUGUCUUGGUCGGAGUCAUAAAGCUUUCCCAACAAUUGUAUCAAAUGAGUCCUGCAAAAAUGUUGAAAAGUUUAAAGAGAAAAUAAAAAAACAUCAGAAACGUCUAGACAAGAGACGUAAAGUAGCACUGAAUUAAAAUAACUGCUACUGGAGUUGACACACAUAAGGCGACACAUAAAAGACGUAUACUUGUUCACAUAUAUAUACAUAAAUAUGGAUAUAUGUAUAUCUCCCGACCUUUAUCGGUACCACUUGAAAUGAAAAAUGUCGAGUAUCUCGCUACAAAGAUGCUUCUCGUUAUGGACAUUUUAAUUUUUCACAAUGCCAUUUUAUAUGCAUACAUCGAAAAAUAAAGUCCCUAGCGAUAUUUGUUGGA